Molecule: messenger RNA, 3580 nt
Organism: Callorhinus ursinus (northern fur seal)
Lineage: Eukaryota; Metazoa; Chordata; Mammalia; Carnivora; Otariidae
Source: RefSeq, a predicted model, not a curated record
ACCGCCUGCAGCGCUGAGGUCGCGGCCGCUUUCCCCGGCCUCGCGGGCCGACGCAGGGGCAGUGGCCCCGAGGGAGGGCAGAGAACGUGAGCAGCGGGAAGGGCCCAGGCACAGUCCUGAGGUGACUGAGGACGAGAAGCGCUCCUUCCCGGCACCCUGCGUGGCAGGACGGAAAGGGGAGACGCGGGCAGGGGGCUGCUGCCCGGUUCAGAGCACCUCUUCGCUGCGGCCUGGUCCCCGGAAGCUCUGAUGCUCCGAUCCCAGUUCCCCCUAGUUUCCGGUGGGUUUUAGUUGGGACGUGCGGGCCUGCAGGGUGCCUUCUGAUCCCGCUUGCCCCCCAGAAAGGCCCUGGCGUCUCCUCUCUCCCCCAGGCCAGCCGUCCUCCCGAGCAAGCGUCCUGAGGACGAAGACUUGUUACGCAUCUUAAAGUCAAGGUUCAGAUGAGUUACCUUUUUUGUUCAGUAAAUGUCUUGUGUUUAUAGGACUUCAGACUCUUUGCUUUCCUUGGCCUGAAAUGUUCUCCCCAACAGUGACUAAUUCUUUCCGGAGAGGUGUGAUGGGGCCGUGCAGGUGUCUGCAGAGAACACAGAACAGAAGAAUGCGGUGGGGAGGUUCGUGUUGUGCUUCGUUUUAGCCUGUGAUUUGGUCAGGAGGGUACUUGUUUUAAGGUGGGAUCCGCGGUCUUUCCCACCGGCCUGACUUCCAGAGCACGGAUGCCAUCCCGGAGAUCACAUUGCAUUUCAUUGUCGUGUGUCCUUAAGCUUCUCUUGGCUGUGACAGUUUCUCAGACUUCCCUUGUUUCUGAUGACUUUGAAGGUUUUAAGAGGUACAGGUAUUUGAUAGGAUGCCCCUCUCUUGGAACCUGAUGCUUUUCUCGUGGUUGGACUGGGUUUACGGUUUUGGGGGUGGAAGAUCACUACUUUUAUCAUAUCUUGGCAAGAACACAAACUGUCAGCAUGAUUUAUGAUUUCUGAGUGUGAACUUGAUCAUUUAGCUGAGGUGGUUUGUCCGUUUUCUCUACUGUGAACUUACUCCCAUUUUUCAAAGACUGGGUCUCCCCAAGUGACAGCUGUGUGUUUCAGAAGCCCUGUUGCUAGAGCCUAGUCAGUCUGACCCUGCUUUGGUGGUCACGUCUUUCUCUCUUCUCACCCCCUCACGUGCUUGUAAGGACCCCUACAAUUACUUUGGGCCCACCUGGCAUAAUUCAGGAUACCUUCCUAUCUUGAGGUCAGCUGACGAGCGACUUCCAAGUCCACCUGCAACCUAACUCCCCUUUGCCGUGUAAUGUAACAUAGUCACAGGCUCCAGGGUUAGGAUACAGACAUGUUUGGGAGACAGUUGUCCUGCCUGCCACAGGCCUAUCCAUCCACAGUUCCCCUGAUGACCAAAAUAUACCCACUCCCCCAUAACUGUGGACUUUUUCUUUGUUGAUUUGUUUUAAAUUUGGGACUAUCUUAAAUUAUAUUUCUUAUCAUGGAAUUAAUAUAGGCCUGCAGCAAAAGGUUCAGCUUCCUAAGGAGCUCGUAAAGAAGAAACUCGAAAUUACCCAUAGCUGUACCACCCAGAGAUAAUUGCUGUUGAUAUUUUGAAACCCCAAGAGGACUGAUCAGUUCUUGAUUCUAAAACUAUGGCGCACGGUUUGGUGACAUUCUCAGAUGUAGCCAUCGACUUCUCUCAGGAGGAGUGGGCAUGCCUGGACUCCACGCAGAGGGACCUGUACUGGGAUGUGAUGUUGGAGAACUACAGUAACCUGGUCUCCCUGGAUUUAGAGUCACCAUAUGGGACCAAGAGUUUACCUACAGAAAAGGGCAUUUAUGAAAUAAAUUUAUCCAAAUGGAACUCAGAUGGAAAAAGUAAAUCCCUUGGCCUUGACUGGAUGUGUGAAGGUGAGUUUGAAGGACCACGGGGCCCUCAAGAGGGCUGUUUCAGUCAAAUGGUAAUCAACUGUGAGAAAACGCCCACUUGUAGAGAAAAUACCUCUGUUAGACCACAUCAGAGACUUCAUACUAGGGAGAAUUCCUAUGAAUGUAAGGAAUGUGGGAAGGCCUUUAGUCGUGGCUACCAGCUCACUCAGCAUCAGAAAAUUCACACGGGUGAGAAACCCUACGAAUGUAAGGACUGUAAAAAGGCCUUUCGUUGGGGUAAUCAACUCACUCAGCAUCAGAAAAUCCACACUGGUGAGAAACCCUAUGAAUGUAAGGACUGUGGGAAGGCCUUCAGGUGGGGUUCAAGCCUCGUCAUUCAUAAGAGAAUCCAUACGGGUGAGAAACCCUAUGAAUGUAAGGACUGCGGGAAGGCCUUUAGACGUGGUGACGAGCUCACUCAGCAUCAGAGGUUUCACACUGGGGAGAAAGACUAUGAAUGCAAAGACUGUGGCAAGACCUUCAGCCGUGUGUAUAAACUCCUGCAGCACAAGAGAAUUCACAGUGGUGAGAAGCCCUAUGAAUGUAAGGACUGUGGGAAGGCCUUCAUCUGUGGCUCGAGCCUCGUUCAGCACAAGAGAAUUCAUACUGGUGAGAAGCCCUAUGAAUGCCAGGAAUGUGGGAAGGCCUUUACUCGAGUCAAUUAUCUCACUCAGCAUCAGAAAAUCCACACUGGUGAGAAACCUCACGAGUGUAAGGAGUGUGGGAAGGCCUUUCGCUGGGGUUCAAGCCUUGUUAAACAUGAGAGAAUUCAUACCGGUGAGAAGCCGUAUAAGUGCACAGAAUGUGGGAAGGCCUUUAAUUGUGGCUACCACCUCACCCAGCAUGAGAGAAUCCACACUGGUGAAACGCCUUACAAAUGCAAGGAGUGUGGGAAGGCCUUCAUCUAUGGGUCAAGCCUUGUUAAACACGAGAGGAUUCAUACAGGGGAGAAACCGUAUGAAUGUAAAGAGUGUGGGAAGGCCUUUAGUCAUGGCCAUCAACUUACACAGCACCAGAAAAUUCACACUGGCGAGAAAUCCUUUGAGUGUAAGGAAUGUGGGAAGGCAUGUAACCACGUGAACCACCAGAGAGUUCACACUGCCGGAAAACCUAUUGAACAAAAAGAAGGUGCAGAAGCUUCUAUACAACAUUCAUUCCUUCCACAGCACAAGGAAAAUCCAUGAUACAGUUUAACAUAAGAAAGCCUUCACUGGUCACUCUCCUGCUUAUAAGCAUCUCAGAAUAGUCAUGCUCCAGACAAAUUUGGAGAAUGGAGAAAUCACUUUAUCUUAGUGAUCACAACACACUCAAUGUAGACUUGUUUUUUCGUUUUGCCGAAUUGGUUUAAUGAGUGGAUAGAAGCCUCCCGCUACCAUUUGAGCUCCGUCUCACCUCAGAUUUGUUCUAGGGAAUAACUGGUGUAACAUAUGUGGGAAAUCCUCUCGCCGUGGUACACACCCUCCCUGUUAACCAUCACCAUCCCACCUCUUUCCUCCUGUGACACACUGGGGAAAUGACCUGUUACCCCUGUGUGUUGUGUGUGAAAUGGGGAUAAUCACACCUAUCUAAUACUGCUAUUGUGGUGACUGAGUUUGGUACAUGUAAACUCUCUGGAGGUGUAUCUGGAACGUUGUGUAAGCUCAAUAAAUAUUAGCUGCUGUUGUUCUUACCAUCCU